Molecule: messenger RNA, 1059 nt
Organism: Salvia miltiorrhiza (redroot sage)
Lineage: Eukaryota; Viridiplantae; Streptophyta; Magnoliopsida; Lamiales; Lamiaceae
Product: ras-related protein Rab11D
Exons: 2
Coding region: 188-865 (225 amino acids)
Cellular component (GO): endosome
Molecular function (GO): GTP binding; GTPase activity
Source: RefSeq, a predicted model, not a curated record
CAGUUAUCAUAAAAGAAUAUUUGAGGAAAACAAAAAUGGUAAUGUAAGAAGGAGAAUAAAUUAACAAUAAAUUACCGCAUAAGAUUAAGUCCCAUUGAUUUCGGUCUCUGUCCAAAAAAUCUCUCUAGCUUGAUUUCGCUCUCUCUCUCACUACGCAGACACAGACAGAGACAGAAAGUGGAGUGAAAUGGCUAGUGGUGGGGGAUAUGGCAGCUCGAACCAGAAAACAGAUUACGUGUUCAAGGUGGUGUUGAUCGGCGACUCCGCCGUCGGGAAAUCCCAAAUACUUUCGCGUUUCUCUCGCAACGAGUUCAGCUUGGAUUCUAAGGCUACUAUCGGUGUCGAGUUCCAGACUCGCACCAUGGUUAUACAGCACAAGUCCGUCAAAGCUCAGAUCUGGGACACCGCUGGCCAAGAGAGAUACAGAGCUGUCACGAGUGCUUAUUACAGGGGUGCUGUGGGGGCUAUGCUGGUUUACGACAUUACUAAGCGGCAGACCUUCGACCACAUUCCACGUUGGCUAGAAGAGUUGCGCGCUCAUGCAGACAAAAACAUUGUAAUAAUCCUAAUUGGGAACAAGAGUGAUCUUGAAGAUCAGAGAGCAGUGCCGACAGAGGAUGCUAAGGAAUUUGCUGAAAAAGAAGGCUUAUUUUUCUUAGAAACCUCAGCAUUGGAAGCAACCAACGUGGAGGAGGCAUUCGUGACAGUGUUGACAGAGAUUUUCAACAUUGUUAACAAGAAGAAUCUUGUUGCCGGUGACGACGAAAUGAACAACAAUCCGGCGUCGUUAGCUGGUAAGAAGAUCCUCAUUCCUGGCCCAGCUCAAGUAAUCCCAGAAAGGAAUACGAUGUGCUGUAGAUCAUGAUUUCUUGGUUUAAUAUUUCUCGUCUGGAAUUAGUUAUUUUUUUGAGUUAGUCUGGAAUUAUUUUUUUGUGUGUUACUUUUACCAUGUCAGAGUGACUGCGUGAUGGGUAAAUGGUCAUUUGUUAUCGGCAUGGAGAUUAGGGUUGAGAAGAUUUAAACUUUGUUUGGAUUAAUUGUUAUUGUCCUUUAAAACCA